Messenger RNA from Trichoderma aggressivum f. europaeum, 1221 nucleotides. RefSeq lists its product as uncharacterized. The transcript has a single exon. The record is from RefSeq and is a predicted model, not a curated record. Lineage: Eukaryota; Fungi; Ascomycota; Sordariomycetes; Hypocreales; Hypocreaceae. The coding region runs from base 1 to 1221 and encodes 406 amino acids.
AUGCAUUACAAGUCACAUCCACCUUUCAAAACAAAACACUGGCGGCGGCUCUACGAAUCCCGCAUCUUGGACAUAACAGCCCUCAAGGAAUCCGCGAAUGGCGCUGCCUUUGUCAUUGUUGAUGCUGAGCCAUGGGGCAAAGACAAUUCAGAGCCGGCCGAGAUUGGCCUUUCUCUUCUCUCACCUGCCCAUCUGCAUCUUGGUUGCAAAACUAUGGACAAAUUUCCCAAGACAUUAGAUGCGGCCAGUAACUUUAUGGGAUUGGAAACACACUGGAUACGCUUGAUCGAUAGAGAAAGGCGAGAGAGAGGUCGUGAACAACAUCGAUACGGGACACAACACUGUGUCUCAAGCGACACGGUAGAGGAGACUAUUACAGGCAUCAUAGAGUCAUUUCGGGACAAGACGUCGGGCGACGCGCCUCUGAUUCUAACGGGAUUUGCAAUCGUUUUCGAGUUACAGGUGCUAUCAAGCAUCUACCCGAACCUGUUAAACUAUUUCACAUCCUGGGUUGAUCUCCAAGAAGUGGCAAGUGGUAUGACUGGUGGGAUUGUAACACCUGGCCUGCGUGAAACUUUGAUCGCUUGUGGUUUUGAAGGCUACAGGCACUCGCAGGAGUCUCGGACCGCCUCUCAACACAACGCUGCUACGGAUACUGUGCGGACAGCGAUGCUAUUAAUUCGGUUUUUGGGGCUCCCUAGUGGUGGAGAGAUGCUCGAGAUUAGCCAAUCGUCUCAAAAGACACAACAGUUUGCCAGACGACGCUCAAACGCCCCUGCCACCCCAGAACAAAAGAAUUAUUGGAAAGGCUCACGGCCCAGACCGAAAGAAUUCUAUCCAUUCAUCACAAGAGUAUAUCGUACCCCGGGAUUCGAAGAUUUCGACGGACGAAGCUUGUUCAAUCUCUUUUCAGAAUACGAACCAACUGCUGUCGGAAUGAGCAAUGGCAACCGAUACGGAUGGGUGUGUCUACCCAAUCUCAAAACUCUGGAGAAAUUUGUGCGUUCUGUACAUACGUGGGAAGCUAAAGACGGGAGCGUGUGGGAGGUUAUCUCGGAAUAUGAUUCUACUGUGAUACCUGCACAGAACUGGGAAGAGCUGAAGCUGCGUCAAAGAGAAGAGUCACAGGCGAAUGAUGAUGAGAAGCGAACGCAAAGACGGCUCAAAAACGAGAGUCAGAACGAUGGGAUAUGGUUGGUGAACUUUGAAGACACCGACUAA